Brassica napus (rape) is the source of this 831-nucleotide messenger RNA. Its product is annotated as neurofilament medium polypeptide-like. The coding region runs from base 1 to 831 and encodes 276 amino acids. The record is from RefSeq and is a predicted model, not a curated record. Lineage: Eukaryota; Viridiplantae; Streptophyta; Magnoliopsida; Brassicales; Brassicaceae. The transcript is spliced from 4 exons.
AUGGAAAUGCGAUUAACUUCUCUUGAAUCUAAGGGGAAUGAAAAUAUGAAUCGUGGUGACUACAUGGACUUUGAGCCAUGGGAGCGAAUGAAUUGUGAUAGAGAAGAAGAGAAAGCAAGAGAGGAAGAAAAGGAAGUUGUGGAAGAAAAAGAAGCAGAAAAAUCAGUGGUUGAAGAGGAACAAGCUGAUAAAGAUGUUGUUGAAGAUGAGGAGCAUGCUCAAGGAGCUGUGGGAGAAGAGGAACAAGACAAAACUGAUGAAGAAGCUGACAAAACAGAGCAAGAAGUUGUGUUAGAAGACGAAAAAACUGGGAAAGAAGGUAAGAAAACAGAGGCAGAAGCUGUAGAAGAAGGGGAAAACUCUGAAGAAGCUGAGAAAACCAAGCAUAAAAAUGUGAAGAUAGAGGAAGACACUGAAGAAGAGGAAAAAGUUGAGGAAGAAGAAGUUAAGAAAGUUGUUGAAAAUAAGGCCAGUGAGGAGAAGACAGUUGGAAUCAAUGAGGAGAAGACAGAUGGGAUAAAUGAGGAGAAGAGGGAUAUGACCAAGGAAGAAGCGAGGCUUGGGAUCUACCUUAGGUGCAAGAAGAAAAUGAUGAUUUUUGACAAACCGAGAAAGGUUACAACUAAGAAGAGGACCAAACUGAGUAAGACAUAUACUGAUGGUACACCUAAGAAGUGGGACAUACAAAGGAAGAGUAAUGCUACUAUGAGUGCUUGUACACCAAGGGAGAAGAGGAAAUGUGAAAAAUCACAGUGGCUGCAGAGUUCUCUCACGGAGGGGAAGACCGAUGACAUUGACGGGCAGAAGAAGAAGCGUAAAACAAAUGCUUAG